This is a messenger RNA of Notechis scutatus (mainland tiger snake), 1795 nucleotides long. NCBI's taxonomy places the organism in Eukaryota, Metazoa, Chordata, Lepidosauria, Squamata, Elapidae. The record is from RefSeq and is a predicted model, not a curated record.
UUUGUGUGUGUUUUUGCUGGCAGGUUGGGGCUGGAUGUUUGCACCAUUCUCCGCUUAUCCGGGCCUUUGAAAGAGCAGUAUGCAAAGGAAGUUGAAUGUGGAGAAUUGCAGAGGAAAUGUUGGGGUUUUCUUGCACGCAGGAACACGGCCUGGAUUUCCAGCGGCUUUUAGACGCCACCGAUUACAAGGAGCUGUACCGCGAAGACAUGAUCCGUUGGGGGGAAGAACGACGGCAGAGCGAUCCCGGUUUCUUUUGCCGCAUUGUGGUGGAAGGCGUGACGCAACCCAUCUGGAUCGUGAGCGACACCCGCCGAUCCUCGGACGUGGAAUGGUUCCGUGACGUCUACGGGGACCUGGUUCAAGUCGUGCGGGUGAUUGCCACGGAGGAGACCCGGAGAAGGCGGAACUGGGUGUUCGUGACAGGAAUUGACGACGCUGAAUCCGAGUGCGGAUUAGACCAAGGCAUCUCCUACGACUGGGUGAUCACCAACGACGGAGACCAGCUGUCCUUGGAUGCCCAGCUGGAGAAAUUGCUCCAGUUUAUCCAGACCAAACUUUAGGAACCAACUGGGUUUCCCGGUCUCUCUCUCUCUCUCUCUCUUUCUCUCUCUUUCUCACUCUCCCCCCUUCCGUAGCUCUGUUGGGGAGGGCACGAAGGGGGAAGGGGGGCUCGGCUGAAGGACCAAAGAGGGGUGAAGGCGUCACAAGAGGAGGUCCUUCCCAAAACAGAAGACAACCCCCCCUCCCUCCCCAAGCCAGAAACGAUCCCGUUAAACUUUGCUGUACAGCUUCCUUCCUGGAAUGGAGACUCCGUUCCAGAAAGUGCCAUAAUCCAGUGCCGGUUUUUCUUCUUAAUGUGUUUUUUUUUCCCCCUCCAUCGCAACAAGGCCUCCUGCUUUUACCACCCCGCAGGUCACUCUGGGAGGAAGAUUAAAUCCCCACCUUUCUAUAGGUCUCGAUUCCUCCUUCCUCUCCCCUGUUGGUGGAAGGGAUGACGGGGGUCCUUGUUCUUCCCUGUCCCCCCCCCCCACUUUGAGAUGGGGACAGUACCGCUUCCUGCCACCAGGGGGCAGAGCAAGACCUGCUUUUUCUCUCCCCCCCCAAAAACAACAAAAAACACCUGAUUUUAGUUCUCCUGGAGGUGGGAUUUCUACCCUUUUUUUUCUCCUGAUUUGAUCCGUGGGCGGAAAAAAGAAAGAAUCCCAUUGGUGGAGGAAACCCCCCCCCCCCCCAGGACAGUGGGGAGGAAAAUCCCAUUUUUCCCACUCGAGAUAAAAUAAAUUUAUUCCCAAUUUAUGGUCCUUUGUGGUUAGGAAAACCCACUGGGGGUCCCCAAACAGGUGGGGAAACCACAUUGUCGUGCCUUAUUCUCGAAAAACGCUCUCCGCCUGGUUUUCCUCCUCCUUUUCUCUUCGCUUCGUUCCUUCGUUCCUCCCCAAAUCCUCCUCACCCCCCCUUGGCCCAUGGCAGAAUGCCAAUUUCUCCUCCAGCAAAUGUUCUUCUGCCAUAUGGGGAGGGACGGGGGGGGGGGAUUUCCUUCCAGAAAGCGGGGGGGGAGAGCCCCCCCCCCCCCCAAAAAAAAUUGCAUUGGGAUGAGAGCGAAGCGCAUUGAAAGCAGCCUCUGAAAUGCACCUGGAAGGUGCGUUUUUUGCAGCCCCUCCCCGAGUUUAAUCCCCCUCCCUCCUUGGCUUCAUUCCGCUCCGGUGCUGGGGGGGUGGGAGGGGAUUAAAAUAAGUUGGCCACUAAGCAGAUCGGCUCCCGGGAAGGUGCGCAAACCGAAUUUGCAAAAAAAAAA